Alligator sinensis (Chinese alligator) is the source of this 5320-nucleotide messenger RNA. It is a transcript of the gene PKN2, whose product is annotated as protein kinase N2. Gene Ontology annotation, molecular function: small GTPase binding; protein serine/threonine kinase activity; ATP binding. Gene Ontology annotation, biological process: protein phosphorylation; signal transduction. The transcript is spliced from 22 exons. The coding region runs from base 89 to 2953 and encodes 954 amino acids. NCBI's taxonomy places the organism in Eukaryota, Metazoa, Chordata, Crocodylia, Alligatoridae. The record is from RefSeq and is a predicted model, not a curated record.
UUGCAUACAGGAAAUUUGAGGGGAUGCUCGAAGUCUUCUGGUUUCUGAAAAUCUGAGCCCUGGCCAAAAAUUGGACUUUUCGGACACAAUGGUACAACAGAAAUUGGAUGAAAUAAAGGAUCGGAUCAAACGGGAAAUAAGGAAGGAACUGAAAAUCAAGGAAGGAGCAGAGAAUCUCCGGAAGGUUACAACAGAUAAAAAAAACUUGGCAUAUGUGGACAAUAUGCUGAAAAAAUCAAAUAAGAAGUUGGAAGAAUUGCACCAUAAAUUACAGGAGUUAAAUGCGCACAUUGUUGUAACAGAUCCAGAAGAUGUAACAGAUUGUCCCAGGACUCCAGAUACUCCAAACAGUGAUCCUCGUUUUUCCACUAACAACAGAUUAAUGGCCUUAAAAAAGCAAUUGGAUAUAGAACUGAAGGUAAAGCAGGGAGCAGAGAACAUGAUACAGAUGUAUUCAAACGGCUCUUCAAAGGAUCGAAAACUUCUUGCCACAGCUCAGCAGAUGCUCCAGGACAGCAAGACAAAAAUAGAAGUCAUAAGGAUGCAGAUACUUCAGGCAGCCCAGACCAAUGAAUUGGCAUUUGAUAAUGCGAAACCUGUGAUAAGCCCUCUUGAACUCCGAAUGGAAGAACUACGGCAUCAUUUUAGGAUAGAGUAUGCAGUAGCAGAAGGUGCAAAGAAUGUGAUGAAAUUACUUGGAUCUGGAAAAGUUACUGACAGAAAAGCACUUUCAGAAAAUAAGGCUCAAGCAAGGUUUAAUGAAUCAAGCCAGAAAUUGGACCUCUUAAAGUAUUCAUUAGAACAAAGGCUGAGUGAACUUCCCAAAAACCACCCCAAAAGCAGUAUUAUUAUUGAGGAACUUUCACUGGUCUCUUCACCAACACUAAGUCCACGUCAAAGCAUAAUAUCUACACAAAACCAGUAUAGUACACUGUCCAAACCAGCAGCUUUAACAGGUACUUUGGAAGUUAGGCUAAUGGGCUGCCAAGAUAUUCUGGAAAAUGUUCCUGGUCGAUCAAAAGCCACAUCAAUUACACUACCUGGUUGGAGUCCAAGUGAAACAAGAUCAUCUUUCAUGAGCAGAACAAGUAAAAGUAAAAGUGGAAGUAGUCGAAACCUUCUGAAAACAGAUGACUUGUCCAAUGAAGUCUGUGCUGUAUUGAAGCUGGACAACACUGUGGUUGGUCAGACUAGCUGGAAACCCAUUUCUAAUCAGUCAUGGGAUCAGAAGUUUACACUGGAACUAGACAGGUCACGUGAACUAGAAAUAUCAGUUUAUUGGCGUGAUUGGAGAUCUCUGUGCGCAGUAAAAUUUCUGAGGUUAGAAGAUUUCUUAGACAACCAGCGACAUGGCAUGUGUCUCUAUCUUGAACCACAGGGCACUCUCUUUGCAGAGGUUACAUUUUUUAAUCCAGUCAUUGAAAGAAGACCAAAACUUCAGAGGCAAAAGAAAAUAUUUUCAAAACAGCAAGGCAAAACAUUUCUCAGAGCUCCUCAAAUGAAUAUUAAUAUUGCCACUUGGGGAAGGCUGGUGAGGAGAGCUAUUCCUACAGUAAAUCAUUCUGGCACCUUCAGCCCUCAAGCGCCUGGGCCUGCUACGGUGCCAGUGGUUGACACACGCAUUCCUGAACUAGCACUGCCAGCUAGUGACUCUCCUGUAACCAAAUUGGACUUUGAACUUGAACCUGAACCCCCACCUGCUCCACCUCGUGCAUCCUCCCUUGGAGAAAUAUGUGAACCUUCAUCUGAGAUAAAAGCUCCAGAUACACCAGCUCAGGUUUUUAUUUCUGCACAGGAUGCAGUAACACCUUUUGAUUUUGAAAAUGACAGAAAUAGUAUUGUCCCAAAACUCCAGCCCGAAAUCAUUUGCGAGCGAGAAAUUCCAUGCUUGGACCCUGAGUAUACUAAUCUACGAGAACCAGAAGAUAAAAGAACACAACAGAGAUUUCAGUUUAGUCUUCAGGAUUUCAGGUGUUGUGCUGUACUCGGUAGAGGACACUUUGGGAAGGUGCUACUGGCAGAAUACAAAAAUACAAAUGAGAUGUUUGCUAUUAAAGCCUUAAAGAAAGGAGAUAUUGUUGCUCGUGAUGAAGUAGACAGCCUGAUGUGUGAAAAGCGAAUUUUUGAAACUGUGAAUAGUGUACGGCAUCCCUUCUUGGUGAACCUUUUUGCCUGUUUCCAAACCAAAGAUCAUGUUUGCUUUGUAAUGGAAUAUGCUGCUGGUGGGGAUCUGAUGAUGCACAUUCAUACUGAUGUCUUCUCAGAACCAAGAGCAGUAUUUUAUGCUGCCUGUGUGGUUCUUGGACUACAGUAUUUACAUGAGCACAAAAUAGUAUAUAGAGAUUUGAAGUUGGAUAAUUUGUUGCUGGACACUGAAGGCUUUGUUAAAAUAGCUGACUUCGGUCUUUGCAAAGAAGGAAUGGGAUUUGGAGACAGAACAAGCACGUUCUGUGGCACUCCAGAAUUUCUCGCUCCUGAAGUAUUGACGGAAACAUCCUAUACCAGAGCUGUAGACUGGUGGGGUCUUGGUGUACUCAUCUAUGAGAUGCUAGUUGGUGAGUCUCCCUUUCCUGGAGAUGAUGAAGAGGAGGUUUUUGACAGUAUUGUAAAUGAUGAAGUAAGAUAUCCACGCUUCCUUUCUACAGAGGCCAUCUCUAUAAUGAGACGGUUGCUACGAAGAAAUCCAGAGCGGCGCCUUGGAGCUGGUGAGAGAGAUGCUGAGGAUGUGAAAAAGCAUCACUUCUUCCGGCUAAUAGAUUGGAAUGCCUUGCUCGCCAAGAAAGUGAAACCACCUUUUGUGCCCACCAUUAGAGGAAGAGAAGAUGUUAGUAAUUUUGAUGAUGAAUUUACCUCCGAAGCACCUAUUCUCACUCCCCCUCGGGAACCAAGGAUACUUUCAGAAGAAGAACAGGAAAUGUUCAGAGAUUUUGAUUACAUUGCUGAUUGGUGUUAAUUUUGAGACACUGUGAAACCAUAGCUAACACUCACAAGAAUGCCUCUCUCAAAAGAAUACCAACCCUUCAAUUGCUCUCUGUGCCACCUGUAGCUUCUGUUUUUUUUAAUCACAUGAAGAUUCUUUUAAAGUACUGUUGUGAAUAGUCUUGCAAAGAGUGGCCUCUCUCUUUUCUGAGCACUGGAAAGCAGUUCUAUGGAGUUCUUAAGCUGAGUUGGUGAAUACAGGCCGUAAGAUGGGUACACUUGGAUCUGUACUGUAUCUUACUCUUCUACAGCAGAUAAUAAAAUACCUGUCUUAAGUGGGGAAAGAAGAUUUUUUUUUUUUUUACUACACUGAUGACCAUUUAACUUUAUUCAGCCACAUUAAAUAGAAUUUUGGGAUGCUGUUGAUAUUCACAAAGAAAAUGGUAAGAUGCACAGAAGGCAAAUGCUGGCAGUUUUUUUAAAUUACUGUAAUGUCCUGAAAUGUGUAAUUUUACAGACUUAUCUUUGUUUUUUAAAAUAAUGGAAAUUAAGAACUGAUGCCUUGUUUUGUAAAUUUUCUAUGGUAUUUAUUAGGGGGAAAAUGUUUAAAUGCCUUGCUUUGAUAUAUCAGUUUAAGUGCUUCCAUUUAAAAAACCAACCAAUAACAACAACAAAAAAUAAUAUCCAGAAAGUUUACCAAAGCCACUUGCCAAACAGUUUUUGCCUUUAAGUUGUGUUUUUAUGGAUGGCAUAAAAAAAUCCCAAGUUAAGAUGAAGAAUGUAGUAUGGGAAUGUUUGUCCAGUCUUAACCAUAAAUAGUGUAUGAACAUAUAUGCAUUCCCCAUGUCUAUCCAAUUGUGCAUUCUUGGAAUUAAUGCCUUUUCCACUAAUUAUGAGUGGACAGAUACCCAUACUGUGUUUAGCCAUCUAGAUCAUCUUCUAUCUGCUGUACAUGAUCAUAUCAUUUUUUUUUAAGAAACAAGGAUUUUCAAUGUAUACAUGUAUACUGUGAACAUGUAUAUUUGGAAGUUGUAAUGUAUUAUGUCCAGGCAUGUAACUUAAUUUUACCACUUCAUUAAUUUUGCACAGUGGUCAUGUGAACACAAUACAGAACUCUGAUUUAAUAGAAAAAACACUUGUAUACAGUUUAGGCCACUGAAUUCCAGAAUGUAGAUUGGCAGUUUAGUGAGGAUAAAAGUAAUAUGUUGUAACAGAAUGUAUAAAUAUUUUUGAUAAAACAGUGUAUAUUUUAUAAGUAUCUUAACACUAAAACUGUACCUCAAAAGUAGAAAAACAAUUUAGACCAGAUUCUGUGCGCGCUUGGGAAUUCUGUAUGACCUAUUUCUGGCACUCAGUGUUCUGUAGGCAAACGGUCACUCCUUGGAAAAUAAGUUUCCAGUGUUUUCCUCAGCUCACUAAUAAAAACAUUUUAGGUUUGAUUCUCUACUUAGCUGUGCAGGUUCAUUGUAGCCAACAACUUGCAGAAGUGAGUUCAGACCCUGGAAUUGAUUAUUCCAAAUAAGCUAUGUAAUAAACACUGAAGCCAUGUUGUUGUUGGGGUUUGGUUUUUGGGUGUCUUUUUUUAAAGAAUGGAAUAGUGCAACACUAAGGUGUUACUCGGUGAUAUUUUUUUUUAAAUAAAUAACUGCUGGACAGAACACUAGGUUCAGAACUCCUCCUGGUAAUGGUCCGGGGAAGAAAUGAAUUAGUAUUUCUGAAUAAUGUGUAAAACACUCUACCUAACACGAAGGCUGGUGGCAUUUUACAAAAUAUAGAAAUCAUGUUGGUUUUACAGAAUGAAUUCUUCUUUAGAAAGUGGGAGCAGCACAGUAACUUGUUUAAAAAAAGAUACUAAUGAACUUUGAAGGGAGAAAGAAAUUAAGUUUCUUUUUUUUUCUUUUUUUUAAUUGAAAUGUUAAAACACUAAAUGCUUUUGAGGUACAGUCUGCUUACCUGUUUUGGUUCCAAAAAAAAAAAAAAAAUAUAUAUAUAUACAGCAUCUAAGAGGGUGCUUAGCAUUUAAGAAAGCACCAUGAAAAAUACCUUUUUGUACUUACAUCUUGUACAGAAAUCUUUUUUUAAUCUAAGUAAAUCACUAAAAAAAAUUAGAGGGCAAGGGUAUGUUCACACAGUUAAGCUGAAAGAAAGCACUAAUUUUUCUCUCCUGUAGGUUUGUUUGUUUUUUUUAAUAUUUUUAGGCAGAUUAAGAUUUUAAACUCUAGAUUGUAAAUAUAUUUUGCUAUACCUUUAUCUGUAUGUGGCUGCUCAAGCACUUUGUAAGGAAAUUAGGAUAUUUUAGAAUGGUACACUAUGCAUUAAAACGAAAUGUGCCUUUUAACAAUGUCAUUCUAAGUGUUUUGCAGUCAUUAAUAUCACAAAUUAAAGUUUAAAUAGAAAUUUG